AGCUUGGCUUCUCUGCCCGCUCGGACGGCGCGCCCGCUCGGCCAUGGAGCAGGGCCCCGACCCCGAGGAGGCGCGCACGGUGCGCGAGGCGCUGGGCCGCUACGAGGCGGCGCUGGAGGGCGCGGUGCGCGCGCUGCACGAGGACAUGCAGGGGCUGCAGCGCGGCGUGGAGCGGCGCGUGGCGGAGGCUCUGCGCCUGGCCGGCCCGCUGGCGCGCACGGUGGCCGAGCUGCAGCGCGACAACCAGCGGCUGCAGGCGCAGCUCGAGCGCUUGACGCGGCAGGUGGAGGCGCUGGGCUUGGCGACCGGGCCGUCCCCCGCGCCCGGAACGCCCGGCUCGCCCGGCUCGCCCAGCCCCCCGCCCGCGCCCGGCGUCCCCAGCCGCGCGCCCCGCCUGGGCACCGCGCGCUUCGCCAGCCACGCCACCUUCUCGCUGUCCGGCCGCGGCCAGAGCGUGGAUCACCAGGACGAAGCCAGCGAGGUGGACACAAGAAAGGCCUCAGACUCGUGCAUCGUUGAGAACGGGCACCAGCCUGGGACAGGUCUGGGCGAUGGGCCCCCAGAAGCCGCUGGAACCUUACCAGCACCAGAGCCCCCCAGGCCUCGCCCCGUGAGCCUCUCCCUGCAGCUGCCUCACCAGCCGGUCACGGCCGUCACUCGGGUCUCGGAGAGGUUUUCAGGGGAGACCUCGGCCGCGACUCUCUCGCCCACGUCUGCCGCCAUCCUGGGGGGCCCCAGCCCGAGCCCCAGUGAGGCCACCGCACCCCGGACUCCAGGUCCCAGCGAGAAGAGUCCUUCCGCCCCGAGGUUGAGCUCUGGCUAUGGGGCAGCAUCGGCCGGCAGGAGCGACAGCCCACCCCUGGUGACGCCUCGGUCUCCACCAGCCACCGCCCAGGCCCGGCGCCGGGAGCUGGUCAGGUCGCAGACGCUGCCCCGCACGUCCGGGGCGCAGGCCCGGAAGGCCUUGUUUGAGAAGUGGGAGCGCGACACCGCGGGCAAGGGGAAGGGCGAGGUGCGGGCCAAGCUGAAACGGUCGCAGAGCUUCGGUGUGGCCAGUGCAAGCAGCAUCAAGCAGCUCCUGCUGGAGUGGUGCCGGCAGAAGACCCUUGGCUACCAGCACGUAGACCUGCAGAACUUCUCGUCCAGCUGGAGCGACGGCAUGGCCUUCUGCGCCCUGGUGCACUCAUUCUUUCCCGACGCCUUCGACUACAGCGCCCUGAGCCCCGCGCAAAGGCAGAAGAACUUCGAGCUGGCCUUCACCAUGGCCGAGAAUCUGGCCAACUGUGAGCGCCUCAUCGAGGUGGAGGAUAUGAUGGUGAUGGGCCGCAAGCCGGACCCCAUGUGUGUCUUCACCUACGUCCAGUCUCUGUACAACCACUGCGUCGCUUUGAAUGAAGCACGUGGGGGCUGGGUGGCCGGGGCGCAGGCCCCGGGAGGACACUGUGGGGCGGCCCCACGGGAGUCGCGUGCGUUCUGGUGUGAGCGCGCCCUGGCAGCUGUGUCGUGACGCGCCCCCCGCGCGCAGGGGCUCGAGGAGGCGGGAGGCGCGCUCGGUGGCUAAGGAUUAUCUCCCUGCAAAUAAAAGGCUUGCCCUGUGGAUUCUGGAAUGUGAGAUCCCUUUUCCCUUGGGCGAAUUUGCAUCAUGGCUUCACGGGUUUACACUGGUACCAAGUGUGUGUGCUCAAAAUACCCAGAGUUGUUUUUUUUUUUUUUUUUUUUUUUUUUUUUUUUUUUUUUACUUUCUCACUGUAUCUGGGUUCCCUUCCGCCGUCCCUGGGGUCUCUGCCGGGGAAGCAGGAGGACGCCCCAGCCCCAGCCUGACGCGGGGAAAACCGUUCAGUCUCCCCCAGGUCCUGUGGCGGCAGAUGACACUUCAAGUUACCCGGCUGGGCUGGGCGGUGGGAAGGCCGUCACCUGGUCCCCAAAGCUCCCUGUCUCGGGAAGUUAACGCUUUGGGGGAGGACGAGGCCCUUUGUGCAUAGAGGUAGUUUUUAUUCACAUCUUUUUUUAGGGGAUUUGCUGGAGAUAUUUAUGAAAAGUAACUAUGUACCAUUGGCCGUUUGUACAUAAAAAGAUGUGUCAAACUUCGC
Lynx canadensis (Canada lynx) is the source of this 2090-nucleotide messenger RNA. RefSeq names its product smoothelin like 2 (gene SMTNL2). NCBI's taxonomy places the organism in Eukaryota, Metazoa, Chordata, Mammalia, Carnivora, Felidae. The transcript has 8 exons. The record is from RefSeq and is a predicted model, not a curated record. Gene Ontology annotation, cellular component: microtubule organizing center; filamentous actin; M band. Gene Ontology annotation, molecular function: tropomyosin binding; protein phosphatase 1 binding. Gene Ontology annotation, biological process: actin cytoskeleton organization; positive regulation of vasoconstriction. The coding region runs from base 44 to 1507 and encodes 487 amino acids.